Molecule: messenger RNA, 1414 nt
Organism: Papaver somniferum (opium poppy)
Lineage: Eukaryota; Viridiplantae; Streptophyta; Magnoliopsida; Ranunculales; Papaveraceae
Exons: 6
Coding region: 504-866 (120 amino acids)
Source: RefSeq, a predicted model, not a curated record
UUCAUUACCGACAAUCUCACUUCUUCUUCCUCGCUCCCUCAGUCCCGCUCACCCGAAACUUCUUCCUCUUCCUCCCAAUCCCACCACCAUGAGCACCGCCACCAGAUCCACCACCUCUCAUCCGAAACAACUCUUCUUAUUCUCAAUUCCACCACCACCAGCUCCACCACGAUCACCCACCAGCUCUUCUUCUUCUUUUUUUCUUCUUUUCCCAGAAACUAUCAUAGUUAGCAUCAUCCACACCAUGUAUUCGCAAUAGAUUGCUUAAGAAUUAGCCCUGUAGAGGAGUCAGACUGAGGGUUAGUUAUAUUUGAUUCAAGUGUUGUGGACUGGAUUUUUUAUAAGCGGUUUUCUGUCGUUUCAGUAAGACAAAGUGUAACGUACUUGUUACUGUGGGUUUCAGUAUCCACGGUAUUACUAUGCUUUACAGAGUAUGAAAGGAGCUUGCAACAGUAAGUCGGAAGAGCUUACGGCAGGCCUUGGAAAGCAUAGAAGUUGCAAGCAUGGGUGUUCGGAGAAGAGGUAAACCUGCAGUUGUUGCUGAGGGAAGGAAAUAUGUUUACCCAGAUGAGUGCAAGUACUGGACCGACGCUGAGAAAGUUGUGUUCCGAGCAGCUAGAAUUGGUCAUUUACUUGACAUUCCUGAUGAUCAGAAGAUGUCUGGGCCAAUAUUUAGUUUCUUAAUGAUUAGGUGGAUUCAUGUACCAGAAGACGAAGAAAUCUGGUUUAAAGUUGGGGAGAACAAUGAAUGCAUUGGACUGGUGGUUCUUUUGAUACCUUGUGAUCUCUGGGAUGCAGUUCCGAUUUUCCUUUCGCAUUACAUGGACACCAGAAAAUUCGACAGCUGUUGGUUCAUUAACAGAUAAAGUACAAGUCGGACCCAGUUUAUUGUUUAAAAAUCAACUUAUUUGCAAGAUUAGCCAGCUGUUGGCUCAUGAAUCAUUCACUGGUACAAAGUACAAGUGGGACCCAUAUACAUUGUUGACUAAGAUGUGUAAGUGGGGCGAUGUUGGUCGACUUUCUUAUACAAAGUUGCGGGAAAACUGCCGGGAAGAAGAGAUUUACAUUUCAAAUGAAAAUUUUGAAAUGAGAAGUAAGAAGCGGGAAAACUACCGCGAACAAGAAAUUUACGUUUCGAAUGAAAAUUUUCAAAUGAGAAGUAAGAAUUUUCCCAACUAAUAAAAGGUUCUCAAAACAUAUUUUUCAUGCUUGGAUAGAAAACCAGUAAUCUAUAUGAGAUUAUGUGGUUGUUUUAUAGUCUCGUCUAAACCUCGUAGCUUAGUAUUAGACGGUUACCCGAAGUAUUUAUUUAGGUAAGGGCAUUUUCAUAGUUACUGGAAUAUUUGUUGCAUUUGUUGCAUGUAUUUUGGUAAGUGUAAUCUGGUCAUUUUCGCAGUUUGUGAAAUAUUUGUUG